AGUAUCACACUUGCAAGUAAAUUCAGACAACUUUUAAGAACUCAUUUAAUUUUUUAAAAAAGCAGACACUGUAAAAGCAAGCAGCACUUAGGCUGACCAUCCCUUUCUUGAUGUAUCUAAUGAUUGUAGUUACCUCUAGAAUUCUUUCCACUUUAAUUGACCUUGGGUUCCCCCCUCCCUUUAUUACCUAUAUGCUAACUAUAACUAUAGCACUAUUAUCAUGGCCAUGGAUAAAUGCCUUUGUAGGGUAGGGCUUGCCUCUUAAAUUAUUCCUAUUUUCCACUCAUGCCAACGUUACUCUAAAUUGGCUUUAAAGAAUCCUGUUAAGACUGAGACCCUUUGACAACAGCUUGUAACAUAUUCGGUCUGGAUUUGACAACAUCCAAAUUAAUAAAUCAGCCUAGGUAACUAUCAAGUCAUUGUGCUGCUUCUCCUGUUCCAGGAUAUAGGACAGAAGCAACAUCAGCCUAGAAUUCCUGCCAAUGGGAACCCUAGUUUUCCAGAAGCUCUGCCGAUUUUCAAUAAUACACAUGAAAAUAUCAUUUUUUCCCCUGCAGCUGAAUGGGAAAUAAAUUAGCCUAGCUGCCCAACAAACAUAAUACUGUGGAAACAGAAGAGCAGAGUUAAUUCUGGAGCAGCACAAAGGGAGGUAUUCACUGGCUGCAGAACAUAUAAAAUGCUUCAGUAGUAAUAAUAAAGAAGAGGAGAGACAAUGGGAUGUCAAGAGUUGUAAGAGUUGGAGGAUAAUGUUACUUUUUGACUGGAGGGGGGGAUUUGCAGGGCAACACAGUCUUGAAAUUUGAUCCUGAUCAUUUCAAAAAUCUUUCAUUUUCUUUCUUUCCUCCCAACAUUCCCUCCGCUGUAGUUUAAACAAUUUCCUUUGCUGCCAUGGCAACACAAAAACAAUCUCAGCACAAUGAAAAGGAUGGCAGUCUUUUCAUGAAUCCUGGGACCAACCAGAACAGAAUUAAAAAACAACAACAACCAGGAAGAAUACUAGAAAUGUAACCUCAAGGGGAGAUAAUAUCAGGUUAUGCUUUCCAACAGGUUUCUUUACUUUUCUAGUUCUGGUUUCAUACAAAACUUCUUUAUGGAUUAAUGUUGCUGUUAUGAAAUUGAGCUACACUUAAUAGCAUUGUUAAGCUCUAAGUCAGAUGAGAACGUCCUAUAAUGAAAUAUAACUCUGCUUUUAGAAGCAAAGGGAAGAUUCCUGAAGCUGCAUUGCAUUCAUCUUAGAAAUGUCCAAUCUGUCCCUCUUAAGUCGUGGCACUGGGCAGGUGAUCAGAAAGAAACAGGAGAAGCUGGAAGUGCAUUUUGAUUCCCAGGAUGACCUGAACUGGAUGUCUCCUGAAGGCCUUUGCAAUGUCAACAGACUACUGGAUCACAGGCAGAUCAUGAAGGAGUACUGGGGGCUGUAUCCCCCCAAAACAUAUUGCACAAGAAGAGGCACACUCUUUCUCUAUUCGGAAGAUGUAGCCAAACCGUGGAAAUGGAAGUUGCAGCAAGGAUGUCAGAACAAAAGCCAGACAUUAUGUGUAGAUCUUCACACACUCCAAGAUUUGGCACGGGCUAUCUUAGUAUAUGGAAGCAAACAGCUGUGGCAAGAUAAGAAAGGAAUUGCUCAGCAGCCCUAUCUGUACUUCCUGAAAGAUUCAGACUGUGAGAUGGUCAGAUCGAUGAGACCAGGCUAUUCAGCCAAGAGGUACCUCCUCAAACUCUCCCAAAGCUGGGAUCCAAGUGUUUUGCAAAAGCUUCAGAAUGCAGGAUAUAUCAGUGACCCCUUGUUGUUUAAGGAAAAUGCAGCCGCUCUCAGGAAGAAAUUACAGGAUCUAUCAGCUAUUCCACCAAAGUAUAAUCUUCAUUUUUUCUACACUCCUUGCUUGUACUCACAAAGUGAACUAGAAGAACAGACUUAUUCAGGUCUUGGUCCUCCAUUGCGUAAAAAGUCAGAAAAUAAAGCCUGCCUGGUGAAAGGUGACGCAGAACAUAAUGCCAGAGAAACAGGUCGAAUCCCUUUAAGAAUUUCUGUAAGAAAACUGAGUUUUCAUCUUCAACCACAGCAUUCCAGAGAAAGCAUCUGGAAUCAGAAUGAGGCACACUGGCAGAUCUCUGAGGACAGAGGGGUAGAACGUCACCAAGGUGGAAAGACCAAGAAGGAGCCACAUAACUGUGAAAUGCCAAACCAAUCAGUAAAUUUUCCAUUAUUGGGAAAUACACGAAUUGACACCUCUGAAUUUUGGUGUGAGCAAUCCCAUGUGAAUUUCUAUGGUGGCUUCUUUCCUGGAAAAAAGAUCACAUACAGUGUUAACCAAAAUCAUCUGAAGAGCACUGCUAGCAGAGGAAGAGGACUCUCUGAAGACACAGAAGUGUUUCCCCUGAUUAAUCUAGGAGGUAGUAAAGAGCAAGAUGAAAACACAAAGAAACACAGGAAGCUGGUGCCAGAAUUUUGCAAGUUACCUCAAAUAACUGAAAGCUCACCCAGCGUUCAAAGGGAAAAAAUAAAACCCAGUGAGCUUUCAAAAGAACUUAUGAUCCUUCCACUGCUGGUUCAGUCGGAGUCUCCAGCUAAAGCAAAAAGCUCAAGAGGGACUUGUUCUAAAGAAGUCAAAUCUGAGACUGAUGUCAUUGAUAAGCCAUUGGCCCUUUUGCCAAAUGAUCUAGUUUCAGACACCAAACGUAGAAACAAGCAGAGGCAAACUAUCAAUGAUGGCCUUCUAAGGGCUUCCCAAGAUACUUUUUAUCUACCCCUAAUAAAUCCAGGCAAGUUUGCACUGAAUGAUGGGAAGAAAAGAAAGAGAGAAGUGUCCAUUGGAACUGACAACACAGAACAAAUAGAAAGCCAUAAAAGCACAUCGCUCAAUAUCCUUCUGACCAGUCCUAAUGGAGAAAUGAUCUGUCCAUCACUUUUGAGAUCUGUUCAAACUACAGAUAAUCCCAGGGAAUUUGAACUAGCUACAGAUGAAGAAGUUUUAGAAGAUGAACUAUCCAUGGAAGUAAGAAGACCUGCUUCCAGUAGUCUGCCAGAGAUUUGCUCUGAAGAUCAAGCAUCAAAUGAAAAGGAAACCAUCCAACUUUCUGUUACACUGAAGAAUGGACACUAUGCCCCACCUGCAUAUAAAAGGCUGGAACUUUCCCUAACUCAACAGACUCAACAUUUACCAAGAAAUGGGACUGGCUUUGAAAAUCACGAAGUCAUCACAGGAAAUGAGGGUGUUUCUGCUGAGUUUGGAGAAAGACAUCAGCCAAGUCAAACUGGUCUCUGCAGAAACAGCUACCCACAGCAGAGUGAGGAGGAAAGGGGUUAUUCCAGCUUGUCACAAACACACAGCAUGAAGCAGAGGAAUGCUAGUAACAUUAUGAAAGAUGAAGGGGAACAACUAGAUUCCUCAGCUCGAUCAACUAAUAUCUUCCACUAUGAACCACAUCUUGCUCAUUUGAAGAUUUCUACAUCUGAAAUAAGGCAAGCUCCAAAUCCUGAACAUGCUUCCAUAAAACCUUUUGACUACCAUGAAGAAGUUAUGAAGAAUCCAAGAAUUGACCUGUAUGCUUCUGAAAUAUUUGGCAUGGAAGAAUAUAUGUCAGAGUCAACCAGCCAGCCAGCUGAGGUUGCCCAUCUCAAACAGGCUGAAGGAGUUUUAAAGAGCAAAAGGACUGAAAGACAAAAAAAACAGCCAAUACAGAAAACUGGAGAUGGGUUGAAAAAACAAAAAAAGAAUUUGAAGAAAGAGAAAUACCAAAGUCAGACAGAGUUUGUUGUAGGGAAGCCCAGAAAAAAAAGAAUUAUUAGGAAAACAAUUGCUCAGUCCAAGGGAGAACCCACACUUGCCAAACGAUUAGUCAGUGUGGAAGAGCAAACCCACGAGACAGAUUCAGGGCAAGACGAUGUUGAAGCAGAACCUAUUAGCUGUCUUAUAGAAGAACAAAGAGAAGAAAAAGGAGGAGGAGAAGGUGACCAAAGUCUUCCUGAUUCUAGCAUUUUUAUGGAGGAGCAUCCCUUGACACAUGAUAUGAACCAAACGUUUAGUGAAGAGUUUGGCAAUACUUCUGGGUUUCAUCCAGGACCUGCUAGUGAAACAUCCAUUGCCACCUACAAAGCAGUCUCCACUGCAAAUGGUUCUCAGGCUGAUGCCGAGCAGGGAAAUCAGCUAAUGGAGGAUUUGUCUCUGUACAAAGAAGAGCUGAAACUAUCACGAGACAGGUUAAUAGCAGAGAGGGCAGAAAAGCGACGGCUGGCAGUGGAGACAAAGCGAAAAGAACAGGAAGAGCGGAAAAGGAAAGAGCAGGAAGAGCAGGAGCGUAUGGAGAAAAUGAGAGAAGAAAUGGAACAGGAAAAGCAAAGGAGGAUUGAGGAGUUUCGUUUAAGAAAACAGCAGCUUGAAGCAGAGCGGCAGCUGCAGGAAGAAGAGGCAGAAAGGGAACGACAAGCUGAGAAGACAGCCCAAGAUCAGGCCCGGUGGCUACAGGAGGAACAGCGCCGGAGGUUUUUGGAGAUACAGAGGAAGAAGCAGGCACAGGAACUGGAACGGGCAGAAGCAGAAAAACGCAGACAGAAAGAAAUAGAGGUGCAGCUGGAGGAAGAACGGCGACAGCUAGCAGAAAUGGCCGAGGAGCAAAGGUUGGAAUAUGAGAAGAGGAAAAAAGAAGAGGAAGAGAAAAUGAGGCUUGAGGCUGAAGAGAAAAGGAGAAGAGCUGAGGAAGAGGCUAGAGUUGCCUUGGAAGAAGCAAGAAAGCAAGCGUUAUUACUCUCAAGACAAAUGGCAGAACUGGAGAAGGAGCAACAAUUUCAGUAUCAAUUACUUGUAGAAGCCUGUGGACUGGAUCGAAGACAGGAUAUUUCGCGUCCGUGGGUUUAUUCCUACUUCCAGCGUCCUUUUUUUACAACAGAAGAUGAUUAAAGUCCUAGCCAUGCCCAAAUAUCUGUUUGGGUAGUUUGAUAAAAGCAAACUUGCAUUCUGACAAGUUUUCCAACAGACUAAGAAGUAAAAUGUAGAACUACUAA
Pantherophis guttatus is the source of this 4999-nucleotide messenger RNA. RefSeq names its product KIAA2012 ortholog. NCBI's taxonomy places the organism in Eukaryota, Metazoa, Chordata, Lepidosauria, Squamata, Colubridae. The record is from RefSeq and is a predicted model, not a curated record.